Triticum urartu is the source of this 4687-nucleotide messenger RNA. The record is from RefSeq and is a predicted model, not a curated record. Lineage: Eukaryota; Viridiplantae; Streptophyta; Magnoliopsida; Poales; Poaceae.
GUCGCGGGUCUGGCCGCUGCGGCUAAUGGGCCGUUGGGUGGGUCGGCUCUCGGUGCCAGUGCCAAGUGGGCCUGGCCGCUGUGCGCUAGACGCGUUGUGGACGUUCGAUUAGAAAAACUGAAGAUUCCCUAAAAAAAAAUAGAAAAACUGAAGCGGUUGCCUUUUGCGCCAGAAACUGAAAUGAUUUUUCGUUGUUCAAAAAAAGAGUAUUCCCUUUUAAAGAAAACACAAUUAUUUUUUUUAAACACAGUACAAACGUAGAUGCUUGAUAUGUCUCAAAGGUAUAUGUAAAUUUUUAUUGUUUCAUCCUAUUAUAUUAUCACUUUUAUGUAUUUUUAUACUAGCAUUUUAUAUUAUUUUUUGGAUUAACCUUUUUUAACUUAGUGUGUUACAGUUUCUUUUUUCUACUCCCUGUGUACUCACUGUGUCCCAAAAAAGUGUCUUAAACUUGGUAUAGACACUUUUUUUUGGACGGAGGAGUACUUGUUUUUUAUUUCACAUAAAAUCUACUAGUGUCAAAACAAUAUGUCAAUUUUUUUAAAAAAAUCUGAACCAGAAGAGACCAUAGAAGUUUCAAGGAAGGAGUGGACGACCACCAGAGGGGCCACACGGCUAGGAGACACGCCCUAGCCCUAGGGCGCGCCAUCCAAGCAUGUAGGGUCCACAACAACUGUCUUUGCUCGAUUCCACCUCUAUAUAUCCCUAUAAAGACCGAAACCAUCCGUCUUAUUUAAAAAAAAUCGUCGCCACAUGUUUCUGUUUCGCGAAGAUCCAAUUUGGAGGCUUGUUUCGGAGCUCUGUCGGAGGGGGAAGCCAUUGCCAGAGUCUUUUUCAUCAACCUUGACGCCUCCAUGAUGAUGUGUGAGUAGUUCCAUCAGAACCUUAGGGUCCAUAGUACUCCCUCUGUCCGAAUUUUUUUGUCCCAAUCUUGUUCCUCAAAUGGAUGUAUGUAGCAGUAACUUGGUGCUAGAUACAUCCAUUUGAGGGACAAGGUUUUUCGGACGGAGGGGGUAGUAGCUAGAUGACUUUCUCUCUUGUUGGAUCUUCAAUACAAAGUCCCCGUGAGCUUCUCACAUGAUCGAGAUCAAUUCGAUGUAAUCGGUGGUGUGUUUGUUGAGACAUGAUGAAUUAUAGUAAACUCUUUUAGGUUACUAGAAACUUGAAGUUCGUUUUCUUCUCAGACGGUUUGUUUGGUGCCUGAGGUUGCGAUGCUGGCAGGUCCGCUUAUGGCCUGGCCAAGAACUCUGUUGUUUUCUUUUCUGCUUCAUCAAUAAAAUGGGGUAGGGGGGAGCCCUUUUCAUUAAAAAAAAACUUCCGUGGAAAGGUAAGAGCUUGUGCCUGACUGUAGCUCUGUUUAUUGUUUUGACAGGUGCACCUGACUGUACCACUUUUUUCAGUGUAAGAUGACAUUUUCUCUCCACCCUUGCAAAAAAGAAGUGGCUGACUUUUGUUUGUUUGCGUACCCCGAAGCACUGCAUUAUGAAUUGUCAAUCCCCAAUGGUCGAUGAAAGAAACAUUUAUGAGUCUCUCAUAAAAAAGUAAAAGAGAAAAAAAUGGUUCUGUUGUCAACUCCACCAAAUUACAGAUGCAUGCGGAUAGGCUCCAUGUAGAUGUAGUAGUCCUCGACAUUAUGUAUGUAGCAAAAGAAAACUAAAUGGAAUAUGUAUUUGAACUAUAUUCUUUGCAGGUGUGUAGUCUGUUGCUGGUCGGUUAGUAGAUGGCUAUUUCUCAAUAGGAUGAGCACAAAUAGUAUGAUACAAUAUCACAAAAGUCAGACACGGCGAUCAUUAGCUGGACCCGACACUAGUACUUCCUCCGUUUCACAAUGUAGCGCAUAUAUAUUUUUCUAAAAGUCAAACUUUGUAAAAUUUGAUCAAAUUUGUAGAGAAAAUCAUAUACAUCUAGAAUACCAAAUACAUGUGCUUAGAUACAUCACAAGACAUACUUUCAUAUUAUAUACAUUUGGUAUUGUAGAUAUAAAUAAUUUUCUCUAUAAACUUGGUCAAAGUUUAUAAAGUUUGACUUUGUAGAAAAUCUAUAUGCGCUACAUUAUGGAACGGAGGGAGUAUGAUUUAAUUCAUGGAGAAGUUAAAUGGAUAUGAUAGUGAAAAAUACAUAUGCAAUUGUCUGCUGUCCAGCUGUGCGUAUCAAACUUGAUCUCCAUCUUGUUUUAGCAUGGAUUUAUUCAGCACUGGUUAAUAAUCAGUUCUUCCAACGUGCUGGAAUCAUUCCCCGAUGGAAAGCUAUAUAUACUGAGCACAUACUAGUAGCACACCACCCAUCCAUCUUACUACCAAGAAUCUGCCUGGGAGGAGCCCAAGAACUAAUCAUCAGCUUCUUGUUGCAUCCUGGUCAUCUUACACUGUAGAAGAAUGGUGAAUUUCUCCAAGAAACUAACGACAGACCAGAUUCCGGGAUGGGAGGAGUACUACUUCAACUACAAAUUGCUCAAGGCAAGAGUGAAGGUGUACACGGAGCAGACGAAGGAAGGCAAUCACGACCGAAGACGUGUUCUGAAAGAUUUCUCAAAGUUGCUCGACGAUGAGAUUGAGAAGAUAGUGUUGUUCAUGAUAGAACAGCAAGGGCUGAUGGCGUCGCGGCUCGAGGAGCUAGGGAAGCGAAGGGCGGUGCUCGAGGACAUUCCACUGCUCCAGGAGAUAACUGAACUGAGGGAGGACUACAGGGCAGUCGGCCAUGAUCUUGUCAGGCUUCUGAAGUUCGUCGAUCUCAACGCGAACGCGGUUCGGAAGAUCCUGAAGAAGUUCGAUGAGCGUCUCGGGUAUAAGUUCACGGAUUACUAUGUCAGGAGCAGAUCCAACCACCCCUACUCUCAGCUCCAGCAGGUUUUCAAGCAUGUGGGUAUUGGAGCUGUGGUGGGGGCAUUGUCUCGCAACCUCGGCGAUCUCGAGGAGCGCGAAGGAAGUUACCUGAAUAUCUAUGACCAGAACCCACUGGCCAUUCCAAAGGACCCCAUAAUCGACAUGAUCAAGGCGACGGCGGACAAGCUGACCAACUCGACCAACUUCCUGCGGUUCCUGGGGCAGCACGCGCUGAUCAGGCAGGGGAGCAUCCCCGACUCGCCGGAGGAGCAGCAGGUGUCGGAGGACAAGUACCACUUCAUCUCCCUGGUGCUCAACCUGGCCAACACCUUCCUCUACAUGGUGAACACGUACAUCGUCGUCCCCACGGCCGACGACUACGCCACCAGCCUCGGCGCCGCCGCCACGGUCUGCGGCGUCAUCAUCGGCUCCAUGGCCGUGGCGCAGCUCUUCUCCUCGGUCUACUUCAGCGCCUGGUCCAACCGCUCCUACUUCCGCCCGCUGCUCUUCAGCAGCGUCGUGCUCCUCCUCGGCAACGUCAUGUACGCCCUCGCCUACGACUUCGACUCCCUCGCCAUCCUCCUCGCCGGCCGCGUCCUGUGCGGGAUGGGGUCGGCGAGGGCCGUCAACCGGAGGUACAUCAGCGACUGCGUUCCGCAGAGGAUCCGGAUGCAGGCGUCCGCGGCGUUCGUCAGCGCCAGCGCCCUCGGCAUGGCCUGCGGCCCGGCGAUCGCCGGCCUGCUCCAGGUCAACUACAAGGUGUAUUCGGUCACCAUCAACCAGGACACCUUGCCUGGCUGGGUCAUGGCUCUUGGCUGGCUCGCGUACCUGGUCUGGCUGUGGAUCUCGUUCAGAGAGCCGGUUCUCGGUGACGCCGACGAGGAAGGUCACCGCCAGGGCUCCUCUCGUGGCUCCUCCAGCUUAGGAUACCGGAAGCAUGGGCUUGCGGGUGAGUAUCUGCUGAAGCAGGACGCCCAGGGCGAGAGCGACCAGGAGGAGACGCCGCAGGACGCCCAGGGCGAGAGCGACCAGGAGGAGACGCCGGCUCCGGCGGCAGCGCCGUCGAUCGCCGAGGCGUACAGGCUGCUGACGCCGUCGGUGAAGGUGCAGCUGCUGAUCUACUUCAUGCUCAAGUUCUCCAUGGAGGUCCUGCUGUCGGAGUCCAGCGUGGUGACGAGCUACUACUUCGGGUGGAACACGAGCUCGGUGGCGGUGUUCCUGGCGGCGCUGGGUCUCACCGUGCUCCCCAUCAACGCUGUGGUGGGCACCUACAUCAGCAACAUGUUCGAGGACCGGCAGAUCCUGGUGGCGUCGGAGGCGGUGCUGCUGGCGGGCGUGGCGCUGAGCUUCCACGUGCCGGGCACGGCGUACACGGCGGCGCAGUACGUGUGCUCGGCGCUGCUGACGUUCGUGGCGGCGGAGGUGCUGGAGGGGGUGAACCUGUCGCUGCUGUCGCAGGUGAUGCCGGCGCCGCGGGUGGCCGCCGACGGGACCAUCACGCUGGCCGGGUACCUGGGGCAGGGGGCGCUGCUGAACGCCACGCUGCUGCCGUCGCUGCUCAUCUGCGCCGCGUCCAUCGCCGCCACGCUCUCCACCUACAACUCGCUCUUCUACUAGCCAGCCAGCCAGCCAACCAGCGAGCGAGCGCCUUCGUCACGGUGUGUGUUUUUGUGUUGUUUGUGACUCGCGAGUGUAGGCGUGUGCUGCUCGGAACGUGGGAUGGAUGGCUCGGGGCACACGGGAAACCAACUGGACGGUGCGUCACAGCGUCAGCUUGGAUUCAUUUUGCAGCGAUGUCUUUUUUUCUUCGAGAGUACGUCAAUGACGUACCAUAUUUUUAUAAAAGGCAAAAAUAUGUACAAAAAGUU